Lachancea meyersii CBS 8951 is the source of this 552-nucleotide messenger RNA. The record is from the annotation of a GenBank genome assembly. Lineage: Eukaryota; Fungi; Ascomycota; Saccharomycetes; Saccharomycetales; Saccharomycetaceae.
AUGACCGCUCUUUCAUUUCUGAGCAAACGAUCUGUCGCAUGGAAGCCCUUGCUUACAAGCUGGACUGCUGCACUGCAAGUGGCUUUGAAUCCGCGGGCUCUUCCUCAUAUGUUGCAGGAGCUCUUCGGCAAGAACGCAAGAGAAUCAGAACAUAACGUCAACGAGGUUCUCGCCGAUAAUGGAAUCUUGUUAGCCGUUCCGAAAAAGAAGGUUUCACAUCAAAAGAAGAGGCAAAAACUAUACGGUCCUGGCAGAAAACAAUUACAAAUGAUACACCACCUCAAUCGUUGUUCUUCAUGCGGACAUUUUAAGAGAGCAAAUACCCUGUGCAUGCAUUGCGUGGGAGAAAUUCGCCACAUUUGGAAAAGUCACACAGCCAAGGAGAUUUCUGAGCCGCAGCAAGAACUAGAGCUGUCAGAAUUGGACAAGAGGGUUCUGUAUCCUGGUAAGAAGGAAACGGACUACGCCAAAAAGCUCAAAGAGAAGGACACUUAUCUGGAGCGUCGCAUGCGAACUCUUCCUGUGAACAAGGCUAAGUAUGACGUCGAGUAA